Molecule: messenger RNA, 1764 nt
Organism: Lachancea nothofagi CBS 11611
Lineage: Eukaryota; Fungi; Ascomycota; Saccharomycetes; Saccharomycetales; Saccharomycetaceae
Source: the annotation of a GenBank genome assembly
AUGUCUUUCCGAGUCUCAAAGUUUGAGUCAUGUCCCAUUGAAGGGAGCGAAGAUCAUAAUAUGAGUGCAAUUGAUAUUGUCCCCGAAGAUGAAAAGGAAGAAGUUAAUGAGUCCCGCUGGCGUCGACUUGUGUCUUUGCUCACCAGCUCGCCUUUUGACCUUUUCUUAAUGAUAAAUGAGCACUUUGAAAGUGUUGAUUGGGACUCGAAAGCUACAUCCGUGGCUAGACCUACAGGUAACGUUCUCACGAUGGCCUUGUAUGUUACUAGGCUUUGCCAAGACAAUCUGAUCAAGCCGAAUGUACACAAUAUCGGCAAAAAGCACGAUGCUUUUGAUCUGUCAAAGUCAAAAGCUCUUAAGGAUUUUGAAUUUUGGUCUCAAAUUCCAAAAGCUGGUAUAGCCAUUACCCAUUUGGACUGGUACUGGGAGCUUUUACGAGUUCUGAAAAUAUUUCUGCGGGCGUCACUAAUAGGGCUUGUUAUAAUGAAUCUGUUUGUUACCUACAAAUUUUUGUUGGGACGAUAUCAAACUUACUCUUUAUUUUACUGUAAAUCCAGGCCACGUUCGAAGAACGUUAUCAAACGGUCUCUUAGCGAUUUGAGCAUUCGUUAUAUGGAAGAUGUUUCAAGAAGCUCACUUUGGGCUAUGAUCACAUUUAUUUUCUUGCGAAAGAGAGCUAACACAGAAAGACAAUUCCAAGGGAAAACAUAUUACCAGCUGCAAAAGUGGACACCAGGUAAAUUUUAUGCCGCAUUAUUCAGCACCUUUUCACCAAUUUGCUUUAUUUUCCUCAUGGCAACAGAUGUCACUUUCAAGACUGCUAUUCCAGUCUUAAUUCAUCAGUAUCUCUCAUUCUUGGUUAUUUUCGAACGAUAUGAGAGCAGAUUAGAUGAUGAAGCUUGUCUCUCCAUGGCCAAUCAAGCAGAAAUUCAUGAAAAGGUAAUAAAACCGAAAACUGCUAUUAGGACACAGGAUGCUAUGGUAGAUGCUACACAACACGGCGGCAGGUCUGCUGUAUUUUUCCCUUCAUUCACUACCACUAGAUCUCACAUUUUCCAGACACACACACUAACUGGUGAUGUUGUCACCGAGCGGUACAAUCCAGCUACCGAAUUCUUUGAAGACGUAGAGAACUCAGGUUUCACCAAAAACUAUGUGAAUCAUGAUUCUAAUUACAUGCUCGGCGGUACACCCAGAGACAAGGCAAUAAAUGGCGCGUCCAUACGCCCAAUGUUUUGGAGCCGACAGCCAAGUCCUAAUAAAAUUGGUACCCCGCCCAAAUUUAUGCCCAACGGUGCUUCUCCUUCGUCGGCUCCAUUAACACCCAAUCUGAAACCUUUGUAUGGGACUCAUAAUGAUGUUUCUAUAAUUAAUACAUCAGGCCUUAUGAACAGAGGAGAUUCCGCCAAUCGGGAUAUUCAGUUGCCGCGAAAUAAUAACUACUCCCGGCUCAGAAGGAACUCGGCGAGUCCCAUCAAGUCUGUGGGAUAUAUGGGUACUACAGGUAUGCGUAACUCCCGAAAACCCUUAGUAGGAGGAGAUAGCUCUAUUUCUUUUAGCAUGGAAGUUCCUAAUGUAGAUAUACCAUUUGAGGAAGUGGCGCAACGUGGGCGGCGUACAUAUCACGAGGGUAAUUUGUCUAGGGAUGUACCCGCGAGCCGCUCUUCUGCUUUAUCAUCUCGACACAGCAGUGUCAGCCCUUUUAAAGGCAGUAACCUUUCUUACAGAAGAGAUUCGGGUGAUUCAAGACCCCCAUUUCGUUGA